Caenorhabditis auriculariae is the source of this 365-nucleotide messenger RNA. NCBI's taxonomy places the organism in Eukaryota, Metazoa, Nematoda, Chromadorea, Rhabditida, Rhabditidae. The record is from the annotation of a GenBank genome assembly.
AUGGUGGCGCCUUCUCCACAUCGAACGGCGAUUAUUGACUGCCUCAAAAAAGGGAUGAGCAACUCGGAAAUCAUCAAAUCUCUGAAAAUCGAUCGCACUUUGGUCUACCGUACGGCCAAACGUUUCGAGCGGCUCGGCACUUCUGAUGACGUCAGAAGAAGCGGCCGUCCGGUCUCUGUCACGACGUCGAAAACGGUCAAGGAAGUUCGGAAGAUGAUCGAGAAGAAGCCGGAAGGAAGCAUGAGGAAAAUGGCGAAGGACCUCGAAAUAAGUGAGGCUUCGAUAAGGAGGAUCAUCAAGAACAAGCUCAAGACCUCAACUCCAAACAGCUCCAAGAAAAAUGGGAAGAAAUCAACGACUUCUGA